CGGGCGGGGAUCGACUAUGGGAUGAGAUAGAGCGUCGGCGCGGACGCAGCCGCAUAUCUGGACCAUCGGCCGACGCAAACUCGAACAUGAAAGAGAGACGUAGUAAGAGAGGGAAAGGAGAGGCCGAGCGUAAAACGGGACCCGUAGAAUGCUGGAGUGAUCCGCGACAGCUCUUUCGAGAAAUACGAAUUAUGAGCAAGUCGUGGAAACCUUCUCGACGGCAGAGGUCGCCCGUUUAGUUUGGAUCCUCCACCGGGCAAGGAUCUUCUUCGUGGUAGGAUCUCGGAUCGCGUCGAAAGAUCCUCGCUAUUCUCUCUCGAUUCUUUCCUCUCAAUUUCAAGUGUAUCAAGAAAAAGAGAAGAUGGAUGGAUAGAACGGUGUUCCCUGAUCGAUCCUGGAAGCCUCCGGAGAAAGGCGGCUACCUCAUUCGCUCUCUCUCUCUCUCUCUCUCUCUCUCUCUCUCUCUCUCUCUCUCUUUCUCUUUAUUACUGAUCUCAUUGAAAUAAUCUUAACUUUAAAGUACGCCGAUGGAACUUCACGUAGUACACUUUAAAACGCAAUACUUAAAUUUCGAGGAAGCUCUUCGACAAGUCGACGGCGUUAUAAUAAUAGUUUACUUCUUAAAGUUGCAGACAUUUUCUAAUAUAUUUUUAAAGAAGAUAGUAAGCGCUUUGCCUUCCAUUAAAAUCGCUAAUUCCAGCAUUCGUUUAGUACCGAUCGUACUGACGAAUAUUUUUAAACCAUUUACCGAAGAUUAUUUUGUAUAUUGGGGUUCGACGAUAACGCCACAAUGGACGCGCCGUAUAAUGUGGCUCGUGUGCAGAGAACCUGUUGGAAUAGCCAAAGAACAGAAUACUAAACCGAUUCUUGGAAAUUGCCGAGCAAUUCAGAAUAGAGAAAACAGACAUAUUUUUCACGUUCGUCCAUCGGGCUCGUUACACGCUACCCUUUUACCAAUAUCAAGAGAACAGCUCGUUUUAUCCAGCCAAUCCAAUGCUUUUUUAUCGCCUUAA
This is a messenger RNA of Vespa mandarinia (Asian giant hornet), 1013 nucleotides long. Its product is annotated as carbonic anhydrase 2. Gene Ontology annotation, cellular component: cytoplasm. The record is from RefSeq and is a predicted model, not a curated record. Lineage: Eukaryota; Metazoa; Arthropoda; Insecta; Hymenoptera; Vespidae. Gene Ontology annotation, molecular function: carbonate dehydratase activity; zinc ion binding.